Xyrauchen texanus (razorback sucker) is the source of this 2612-nucleotide messenger RNA. It is a transcript of the gene neurod6a, whose product is annotated as neuronal differentiation 6a. Lineage: Eukaryota; Metazoa; Chordata; Actinopteri; Cypriniformes; Catostomidae. The record is from RefSeq and is a predicted model, not a curated record. The transcript is spliced from 2 exons. Bases 152 to 1138 code for a protein of 328 amino acids. Gene Ontology annotation, molecular function: protein dimerization activity.
AGCGCGAGACAAGGAGAACAGUGGGGUGGUGAGAAAAACGCACGAGCUGUUCACCUGCUAAAAACCACGCCGGAACAAAACUUCAAAAAUGGAUAUAUGAAAACUGUCUGACACCAUCAUAAUACAGAAGAUCAUCCCCAGUGAGAGCACAAUGCUGACUCUACCGUUUGAGGCUCCUGUCAUAAAGGACACUCAAUUUGGGGCAAACUUUCCACGGGACUGUGUGGGUGAAAUGAAGGUCAAUAAACAAGAGCCGUUUAAAAACGAGACGCUAGACGACGAGGAUUCGGAGAUGGGUAAUAAUGAGGAUGAAAGGGAGGACGGGCAGGACGAGAACGGGUUGCAUCGGAGGAGAGGGCCUCGGAAAAAGAAAAUGACCAAAGGUCGUGUCGACAGGGUGAAGCUGAGGCGCAUGGAGGCCAACACGCGGGAGAGGAACCGAAUGCACGGACUGAAUAACGCACUGGACAGCCUGCGCAAGGUGGUUCCCUGCUACUCCAAAACGCAGAAACUGUCGAAAAUCGAGACCCUGCGGCUCGCCAAGAACUACAUAUGGGCGCUUUCGGAGAUCCUGAGCACCGGGAAGAGGCCUGACUUCUUGACCUUCGUGCAGACCCUGUGCAAGGGGCUCUCCCAGCCCACCACCAACUUAGUAGCCGGAUGUCUCCAGCUGAACGCGAGGAACUUCAUCACGGAUCAGAUCAACGGCGAGGCGUCUUUCUCUGGCAGGUCACCGUACGACUCAAUGUACACGACUUACCACAGCCCCGGUGUGGUGACGCCCUCUGGACACGGUAGUAGCGCUGUGGAUGCCGUCAAACCCUUCAGGCCGUACAACUACUGCAGCUCAUACGAGCCUUUCUACGAAAGCGUUUCGCCAGAAUGCGGUAGCCCUCAAUUCGAAGGCCCACUGAGUCCUCCUAUUAACUUUAACGGGAUAUUUUCCCUCAAGCACGAGGACCCGAUCGAUUAUGGCAAAAGCUGCCACUAUGGCACGCGUUAUUGCGCGGUGCCGCCGCGCACCACCAUCAGCCAGAGCGCAAGAGGCGCCUCGGAUCUCCAUUUCCCCUAUGACAUUCACCUCCGCGGCCAGUUUUAUCCGGUGCAGGAUGAAUUAAACACUCAUUUUCAUAAUUAAUGAGAGCAAGUCAAAUGUGACUAUAGAGUAAUGACUGAAAAUGCAGGACUUUCAAAUCGCACAUGCUUUAUUUAUUUAGCAGCCCCUCUCUCUGGGUUGGGCCGUAUGAUGUUUUAUUAUUUAUCCUUUUUAAUUACAUGGAAAAUGUGCUGUUCCUAACUGAAUUGGUUUUAUUGGUUUUAAACUAUCCGACAAAAUGUGUGGUUUGUUAUGGAAUAUAGGCUACAUCAAUAAUAACAAUGCGUUUCCGGGUGAUGAUAUAGUCUAUAAGUUUUAACUUUGAUUUUGGUCAAAUUUAAUGUAGGUAUGAUAUUCUUUUACAUGCAUAGGCCUAUAUCUGUCUGUACAGAAGCAGACCAACAUUUAUUUAAGAUAUCAAUCUUAUAUUUGCGAUGAGAAUUAAGUCAAAACAGAAAGCAAUACUGCUUAGGGUGCUGUGCAAUACACAUCGUCCCUUCUUCAUAGUCUUUAAUUCUCGAUUUGGCCCGAUAAUUUAUUCGCACAAAGUUUUUAAAAUAUUGGUGGUAAAAUAUUUUUUUAUAAAAAUAAAGGGUACUAGUAGCCUAGGCCACAUUUCUUUGUUCGUUCCUGAAAAGAAAAAAGGAUUUUUUUUUUUAUUUGCAUAAAUAUUUUUAUCGGCAUAAUUUUCAUAAUUAAGGAAGUUUCGUGAUAUUUUACACAGGGGACUAUUUAUAUGUUGGUAAAAAUGGAUUCAUCCAUUGCGUAUUAUUCAUUAUGGUGUCAAUAAUGAUAAUAAUACAAAUAAUAAUAACUUAAAACAAUGAAAAGGCUGAAAUAUUUAAAGACUGAAUCAAUUUAUUUUCCAACAAAAUAUGAUAUCAAACACAGACUAUGAAAUGCAAUCCUCAAAAACGAAAACAUUACGGUAUAUAUUAAUGGCAGAUUCAUUUGUUUGUUUAAUUCUUUUGGUUUUGUGUUAUUUAAAUGUAUAAAUGUGCACAAUAGAGUUUUGGGCAUUUUUCAAUUUUACUAAUAUUUCAAUAACUCUACACAAAGCACAUUUACAUGCGCAUCAUUUUACUAAAAGAUGAUAUAGGCUGUAGAAAAACAACGUGGAAAUGUGAAUAUGCAACAGAUUGUUUGCGGGCUGCUGAUUGUUUCACAGCUCUGUCUUUUCACAUGAAGUUAUCCAUAUGAUAUUGGUGGCAUUGCGUUCAAUCUCGGAACAAUCUGUAAAGCAAAUGCAUUUGAAGCAUGUUCAAAUCUCAAAUGGAAAGAUGUGUGUCCUGUUUAGUGAACUCAAUAAGGAAUACUUGCCUUAAUAUAUUUGUUACGCAUCAUUUAUGCAAUGUAUAAUGGACGUUUUCAGUGGUGGAUUUGUGCAUUCUGUUUUUUUGCUCACUUAAACUUUGGGAGAUAUUUUGUGUGUAAAAAAAUGACUGAAUUCACUAAAACUGGUCUUGUACCGAUUUGUACACUGUCAAACUGUUUAGUACUGUAAAAUAAACUUUAA